Danio rerio (zebrafish) is the source of this 3293-nucleotide messenger RNA. RefSeq names its product phosphorylase, glycogen, muscle b (gene pygmb). Lineage: Eukaryota; Metazoa; Chordata; Actinopteri; Cypriniformes; Danionidae. Gene Ontology annotation, biological process: carbohydrate metabolic process. Gene Ontology annotation, molecular function: glycogen phosphorylase activity; pyridoxal phosphate binding; 1,4-alpha-oligoglucan phosphorylase activity. The record is from RefSeq and is marked provisional.
AAUAUAGAGAGAGCAGUGCGCGCCGCCAAUGAGCGCGCUUGACCCUGAAGCAUCAGUUGGAGAUCACGGUGACGAGCAACACACGCAGCAGGCAUCACGUAGACGAAGAUCCCCGCUGCACGAACAUAACACAAGAUUAUAUAAUUACAAUCUUGCAAGAUGUCCAAGCCACUGACGGACCAAGAGAAGAGGAAGCAAAUUUCCGUGCGGGGUCUCGCCGGAGUUGAAAACGUCGCAGACCUUAAGACCAAUUUUAAUCGCCAUCUGCACUUCACUUUGGUUAAGGACCGCAAUGUUGCAACGAAGCGCGACUAUUACUUCGCCCUGGCGCACACCGUCCGCGACCAUUUGGUGGGAAGAUGGAUCCGGACCCAGCAGCAUUACUACGAAAAAGACCCGAAACGUGUGUACUACCUCUCUCUGGAAUUCUACAUGGGACGAACCCUUCAAAACACCAUGGUAAACUUAGCUUUGGAGAAUGCCUGCGACGAGGCCAUUUAUCAGCUGGGUCUGGAUAUGGAGGAGCUGCAGGACAUUGAGGAGGACGCUGGCCUGGGGAACGGAGGCCUUGGUCGUCUGGCAGCUUGCUUCCUGGACUCCAUGGCAACUCUGGGUCUGGCAGCAUAUGGAUAUGGAAUCCGCUAUGAGUUUGGAAUCUUUAAUCAGAAAAUUGUGAAGGGUUGGCAGGUAGAGGAGGCAGAUGAUUGGCUGCGCUAUGGCAACCCUUGGGAAAAGGCCCGGCCUGAAUACAUGCGUCCGGUGCAUUUCUAUGGUCGCGUGGAGCACCACCCGGAUGGAGUGAAAUGGGUGGACACACAGGUCGUCCUUGCCCUCCCAUAUGACACUCCUGUCCCAGGAUACAGGAACAACAUUGUUAACACAAUGAGGCUCUGGUCUGCCAAAGCUCCAUGUGAAUUCCAUCUCAAAGACUUUAAUGUCGGUGGUUACAUCCAGGCCGUUCUGGACAAGAAUCUGGCUGAAAACAUUUCCCGUGUGCUUUACCCUAAUGACAAUUUCUUUGAGGGUAAAGAGCUGCGUCUGAAGCAGGAGUAUUUUGUGGUGGCCGCGACUCUCCAGGAUAUCAUUCGCAGGUUUAAAGCCUCCAAGUUUGGUUCAACUGAAAUAGUGCGCAUGGAUCUGUCCACACUGCCAGAUAAGGUUGCUAUUCAGCUGAAUGACACUCAUCCUGCAAUGGCAAUCCCUGAGCUGAUGAGGAUACUGGUGGAUGACGAGAAACUGACUUGGGAUGUGGCCUGGGACAUCACUGUGCGUACUUGCGCAUAUACAAACCACACUGUCUUACCAGAAGCUCUGGAGCGCUGGCCUGUGGACCUCUUCCAAAACCUCUUGCCCCGCCACCUGGAAAUCAUCUAUGAGAUUAACAGACGUCAUAUGGAGCGGAUCUCUGCGCUCUACCCUGGUGAUUUUGAUCGUUUGAGGCGCAUGUCUCUCAUAGAGGAAGGAGGUCAGAAGAAGAUCAACAUGGCUCACCUCUGCAUCGUUGGCUCACAUGCCGUCAAUGGCGUGGCACAGAUCCACUCGGACAUUAUUAAAGACACCGUAUUUAAGGACUUCUAUGAUGUGGACCCACAGAAGUUUCAGAACAAGACCAAUGGCAUCACACCUCGUCGCUGGCUCGUCAUGUGCAACCCUGGACUGGCCGAGGUUAUCGCUGAGAGAAUUGGUGAAGACUACAUCCGUGAUCUGAGCCAGUUGAAGAAGCUCUUGAAGUUUGUGGAUGAUGAUGCUCUAAUUCGAGACAUUGCCAAAGUCAAACAGGAGAAUAAGAUGAAAUUUGCCGUGCAUCUCGAGGAACAGUACAAGGUGAAGAUCAAUCCCAACUCCAUGUUUGACGUCCAUGUGAAGAGGAUCCAUGAAUACAAAAGACAGUUGUUGAACUGUCUGCACAUCAUCACUCUCUACAACCGCAUCAAGAAGGAGCCUAACAAGGCCUGGACUCCUAGGACCAUUAUGAUUGGAGGAAAGGCCGCUCCUGGAUAUCACACAGCUAAGAUGAUCAUCAAACUAAUCACGUCAAUCGGAGACGUGGUAAAUAAUGAUAUCGUGGUUGGAGAUCGCCUGAAAGUCAUCUUCCUUGAGAACUACAGGGUUACACUGGCUGAGAAAGUCAUCCCGGCGGCUGACCUGUCUGAGCAGAUUUCCACAGCAGGAACAGAAGCUUCUGGAACAGGCAACAUGAAGUUCAUGCUGAACGGAGCUCUGACCAUCGGCACCAUGGAUGGGGCUAAUGUGGAGAUGGCUGAAGAGGCGGGAGAAGAAAACCUCUUCAUCUUCGGCAUGAGAGUGAAGGAUGUGGAGGCUAUGGAUAAGAAAGGAUACGAUGCCAUGGAGUAUUAUAACCGCAUUCCAGAACUGAAGCAAGCCAUGGAUCAGAUUUCUGGAGGAUAUUUCAGCCCUGCAGACCCUGACCAGUUUAAAGACAUUGUCAACAUGCUGAUGCAUCAUGACAGGUUCAAGGUGUUUGCUGACUAUGAAGACUACAUCCAAUGUCAGGACAAAGUCAGUGCCCUCUAUAAGAAUACUAAAGAAUGGACCAAGAUGGUAAUCCACAACAUUGCCGGCUGUGGCAAAUUCUCCAGCGACCGCACCAUCAGUCAGUACGCCCGUGAGAUCUGGGGCAUGGAGCCCAGUCUGGAGAAGAUCGCAGCUCCAGACGACUCCCGCUAAACCCUUUCCACGGUCUAAAUCUCUGCCUGUCGAUGCUCAAGACUUGUUCUUCCACCCGUAGAGCUUCAUCCUUCAGCACUUUAGGCAUGAUCUGUCACUUUUGUCCUGAUACUGUAGCUCUUCCCACAUACGCAUCUACUUGUAACUCUGUUUUCACACCACACACGACAAGACCUGCAGGAAUGAUGGGGCCCUGCAGAAAAACUUGAGUCCAGGAAGGCUGCAAAACUAAUAUAGCACUGAAGUGUGAUUCUGCGCACCUGCGUUAGAGACCAUGAAAUGUAUUUAUCUGUAUUUUAAGAUAGAAUUAUAUAUGAAGAUCUUGUAACAGUGUAUUAUGCAUUGCUCUUGGAUUUGCAGGAAGGGGCUACUUAGAAAACUGUACUUUAGAUCCACAACUAAACUAGGAAUAUGAUCUUGGUUUAGUGGUAUUGGAGUUUUUAUUUGUGGUUUCUUGUUACCAACCUGUCCCCCUUCAAUGAUCGAUGAAGAUCUUUGUUCUCUCUGAAUGUUUGCUUAUAUUGUGAUAACGCACACAAAACAGACCUGCUGAUACCCUUCAAGAGUGCAUUAAGAGUGUAAAGAAAUAAAACAGUAACUAAUCA